Molecule: messenger RNA, 1077 nt
Organism: Eubalaena glacialis (North Atlantic right whale)
Lineage: Eukaryota; Metazoa; Chordata; Mammalia; Artiodactyla; Balaenidae
Gene: TSSK4
Product: testis specific serine kinase 4
Exons: 4
Coding region: 46-1065 (339 amino acids)
Biological process (GO): microtubule cytoskeleton organization; protein phosphorylation; intracellular signal transduction
Cellular component (GO): cytoplasm
Molecular function (GO): tau-protein kinase activity; protein serine/threonine kinase activity; ATP binding
Source: RefSeq, a predicted model, not a curated record
GGCUUUUAAGUAGCAAAGCUCCCUGCUCUCAGCAAGCCCAACACCAUGGGGAAGGGAGACACCUUGGAAGCACGAUCCACUUCAGCCUACCGCUCUGUCAUGGAGGAAUAUGGUUACGAAGUGGGCAAAGUCAUUGGCAAUGGCUCCUAUGGGACGGUGUAUGAGGCUUACUACACAAAGCAGAAAGUCAUGGUGGCUGUCAAGAUCAUCUCAAAGAAGAAGGCCUCUGAGGACUAUCUUAACAAGUUCUUGCCCCGUGAGAUACAGGUAAUGAAGGUCCUGCGGCACAAGUAUCUCAUCAACUUCUAUCAGGCCAUCGAGACCACAUCCCGAGUGUACAUCAUUCUGGAGCUGGUUCAGGGUGGUGACGUCCUUGAGUGGAUCCAGCACUAUGGGGCCUGCUCUGAGCCCCUUGCUGGCAAGUGGUUCUCCCAGAUGACCCUGGGCAUCGCCUACCUGCACAGCAAGGGCAUCGUGCACCGCCCUCUCCUGACCCCUAGCCUUUCUGCUGCUGGUAGGGACUUAAAGUUGGAGAACCUGUUGCUGGACAAGAGGGAGAACGUGAAGAUAUCGGACUUUGGCUUCGCCAAGAUGGUGCCUUCUAACCAGUCUGUGCGGAGUAGCCCUUCUUACCGCCAAGUGAACUGCUUUAGCCACCUCAGCCAGACCUACUGUGGCAGCUUUGCUUAUGCCUGCCCGGAGAUCUUGCUAGGCCUGCCCUACAACCCUUUCCUGUCUGACACCUGGAGCAUGGGCGUCAUCCUCUACACGCUAGUGGUUGCCCGUCUGCCCUUCGAUGACACCAAUCUCAAGAAACUGCUGAGAGAGACUCAGAAGGAGGUCACUUUUCCACCUAACUAUGCCAUCUCCCAGGAGUGCAAGAACCUGGUCCUCCAGACGCUACGCCAAGCCACCAAGCGUGCCACCAUCCUGGACAUCAUCAAGGAUCCCUGGGUGCUCAAGUUCCAGCCUGAGCAACCCACCCAUGAGAUCAGGCAGCUUGAGGCCAUGUGCCAGCCCCCCAGCACCACUAAUCGUCACCAAUCCUUGGAAAUCAGUACCUGAAAGUGGCGGAAG